Molecule: messenger RNA, 1260 nt
Organism: Penicillium waksmanii
Lineage: Eukaryota; Fungi; Ascomycota; Eurotiomycetes; Eurotiales; Aspergillaceae
Product: MOSC domain protein
Exons: 2
Coding region: 1-1260 (419 amino acids)
Molecular function (GO): pyridoxal phosphate binding; molybdenum ion binding; catalytic activity
Source: RefSeq, a predicted model, not a curated record
AUGGAGGAAAAUUUGCUCUCCCUCACUCUCCUUUCACCGCUGCUCCUCCUGCUCUGCUCCAUCCCACUGUGGCUACUGCUACGCCCUCGGCCGAGUCCUCCUCGAGGAUGUCGCCGACUCGGUCUAGCAGAAGGCGAAAGCAAUCUUCACGAUGAAUACGACCCUAAAUACAGCCAGGGAAUCCCAAGGACACAGCGAGAGGGCGGUCAACCAUCCUGGCGCGUGAAAGCCCUUUUCACCUAUCCGCUCAAAUCAUGCGGAGGCAUCGAACUCUCCCAAUCCGAUGUCGUGCCAACCGGCCUCAAAUUCGACCGCCAAUUCGUUCUCGCUGAAAAUGGCCCCGACGGAUGGAACACUCGCACUCUCCGCAACGCGGGCUUCCAGCGAAUGGCUCUCAUUCAUCCGGAGAUCUGGAUUCCAUGCCCCUCGGUGCCAGACUACGAUCCCUCCCUUCCAGAGGUGAAAUCGCAAGGCGUGAUGCUCAUCUCUUACCCACGCAUCACGCCGGCAGGUCCAGCCGGUCUAUUUAUGAGUAUCGCAAUGUCUACCGGGAUCCUCUCUGCGCGGCAUACAUUCCGCAGGACAGCAGCAGCGGCAUCAACUACCCCCCUAACGCCCGUCAAAAUCUGGAAAGACAACCCACUAGCCCACGACUACGGCAUCCAUCUCCCGGAAGCACUACACAAAUACCUCGGCUUCGACCCAGCAGCCAGCCCACUAACCCUCUUCCGCUCCAGCACAACCCACACCCGCCAAAUCUACCGCAACGCACCCCGAGCCGAAGAAAUUGGCUUCCAACCAACCACCGCCUUCGCAGACGCCUAUCCAAUCCAUUUACUAAACAUGUCCAGCCACCAUGACGUCGCAAGACGAUGCGCCUACGCAAUCCCAAAUCUAAGCAUAUCGCGCUUCCGCGCUAAUAUCAUCAUCCAGGGUCCUGAGGCGUUUGCCGAGGAUCAUUGGAAAAGAAUCGACAUCGCAGGCGUGGAGAUUCAUGCUGCUUGUCGGACUGUGCGGUGUCGGUUGCCGAAUGUUGAUCCGGUUACUGGAUUGCGGCAUUCGUCUGAGCCGGAUAAGACGCUUAAGGCUUAUCGGAGGAUUGAUGAGGGGGAUCGAACGAAUGCUUGUCUUGGUAUGCAGCUUGUUCCGGCGUUGCCGGAGUUUGUGAUUAGGGUUGGUGAUGAGGUGGGUGUUUUGGAGACGGGGGUUCAUCGGUAUAUUAAGAUGUUGGCUCCGGGAGAGAAGGUUGAGGGGGUGUGA